Messenger RNA from Octodon degus (degu), 560 nucleotides. It is a transcript of the gene Tmem141, whose product is annotated as transmembrane protein 141. The coding region runs from base 46 to 372 and encodes 108 amino acids. The record is from RefSeq and is a predicted model, not a curated record. The transcript has 5 exons. Lineage: Eukaryota; Metazoa; Chordata; Mammalia; Rodentia; Octodontidae.
UCCGCCCCUGCCCUCGGCGCAGGCGCGCCCGCCGCCCGCCCGGCCAUGGUGAACCUGGGCCUGUCCCGCGUGGACGACGCCGUGGCCGCCCGGCACCCGGGACUCGGGGAGUACGCCGCGUGCCAGUCCAACGCCCUCGUGAAGGGCGUGCUCACCUUCGUAGCAGGCACUGGCGGGACCUUCGGCCUGCAGCUUCUCAUCCAGAGAAAGUUUCCCUACGCGAUGCGGUGGAGCGUCCUGGCGGCCGUCGUUGCAGGCUCUGUGGCCAGCUAUGGGGUGACCAGAGUAGAGACCCAGAAAUGCAGCAACCUCUGGCUCUUCCUGGAGACGGGGCAGCUGCCCAAAGACAUGGAGACAGGUCAGUCCCGAUAGGAGAGCUGCAGGCAGGGUGAGAUCUGGGGCAGGAGUUCUGGAACGCGGUCCUCAGCACCCCCAAUGCCAGAGCACCUCAUACACAUGUGACCAGGCCUGACAAACUUGCUGCUGCUGCUGCUGCUGCUGCUGCCACCACCCGCACCCAGGGCCGGCCCAGACCGGCCCAGCAGGGGAUUCUCCUCAGG